CCGAGAUGAUCUGUCGUAACGCAGAGAAGGGCGGCGCGGGCGCGUUACUCAAGUGCUGGCGAGUCGGUUAGAGGCUGCGCGCGCGCAAGGCGGUGUGUCGAUAUGUGGUGCGUGUGGUUUGUUGCGUGUUUUUCUACGGUGCUCGCCAGUGUUGUUGAGAUCAAUGACACGGUGCUGGCGACAUGGCCCCCCCUGUACGGGCUGGAGGAGUGGGAGCAGUGCCGGCGGCCCGGCGACGUGUACUGCAUCGUCGACGCCGCGCUGCGCUCGCCCGAACCAUCGCCUACCAUGAUGCUGUUGACGGACUACUCGAGGCAGUCUCUGAAGCAUUACAACCGCACUCAGAUCCACCGCGGCGUGUGCGUGUCGCGCUGCGGCCGGCAGAACGGGAGCGCGGGCUGGCAGGAGGCGGCGCAGGGGUGUGUCAACAGCAGCGUGGCGCAGUACGGGCUCGAGGCGGAGGUAUUGUCAGUGGACUGGUGCAUGUCAGCGGACUCCCCUCCAGAGAGCUCCGGUCCAGGCAGGUCGCUCGCCGUCAUCUGCACCAUGCUGGUGGCGCUGGCGUGUCUGGCCACCGGAGUGCAUGUGCUCGGCGACCGCUGCGCCAAGGCUGAGUGUAACAGGUACUUGCUAGCAUUCUCGUUGAAGCGUAACUUUGAUAUUCUGACGUACGACCGCUGCAAGCCGAGGACAGACGAUCGGAUGAAGGAUGUGGCGUGUAUCGAGGGGAUCAGGUUCAUCGGAAUGCAAUGCGUGAUCUUCUCUCACGUGAUGUUGAUCUACAUCUAUUCGUACAUUGACAAUCCACAGUUCAUCGAAAGGAUGUACGACCACUUCACCUGGCAAGCAGUGCUGAACUCUCCACUGUGGCUGCAAGCUUUCUUCGCGAUGUCUGGUUUCCUGACAGCGUACGCCACACUCGUCUCGUCACCCACCAAGCCAAUCACCUUCUUCAAAUGUGUGAUGUCCAUUGUGAAUAGAUGGAUCAGGUUGACUCCUCUAGCGGUGUUCGCGCUCUGGUUCACUGUGGCGUGGUUCCCACUGCUGGGCGCUGGACCUCAGUGGUCGUGGCUGGUGGAGAGAGAGGCACACGACUGCUCGGAGCGAUGGUGGUACCACGUGUUGUAUGUGCACAACCAUCUGCCCACUGGCAAGUUCUGCAUGGGACAUACUUGGUACUUGGCAGCCGACAUGCAGCUCCACAUCAUCGGAGUGUUCCUUCUCCUGGUGCUGAUGAGGUUCAAGAAAGCAGUCAUACCGCUGUUGAUGCUAUUCAUGGUGGGAUCCUCCGUCGCAGCCGGUCUGGUGGUCUACUUCUACGAGCUGACACCUAUCGUUACUGCACAGACACCAGAGGUACUCCGCAACAUGUUCGCUGGCUCCAAGAUCCUGACCCUGCUGUACCUGCCAUUCUGGAUGAACCUGCCAGGCUACAUCGGAGGCAUCGCCACCGCCUUCAUCCUCUACCACAACAACAUCAAGGGAGAGAUCAAGCUCAAGGACAGCAAGUGGUUCAACAUGCUGUUCCACUCAGCCCUGUUCCUGGGCAGUGCGGUGCUGCUGGCCGGUACUGUAUUCCUGGCAGACUCCCCGCUGCCUCAGUGGGCGUCAGCUCUGUAUGCUGCCAUCGACCGGCCCCUGGUCGCCACGUUCUUCUGCAUCUUCAUGCUGGGCUGCUUCUCCAGGUGUUGGUCUAUGAUUCGUGACGGGUUGGAGUGGCGCGGCUUCCACGUCCUCGGCAGGCUGUCCUACUGCGUCUUCCUCAUCCACUUCAUAGUACUGAGGAUCACCUUGGCCAGCAACACACAGCUCGGACACGCCACUGUGCUCUCUAUGCUAUCCCUGCUAAUCACAUCAUCAGUGCUGAGCUACAUUGCAUCAGUUCCUUUAUGCCUUCUUGUGGAACUGCCUCUCAUCCAGCUGUGGAAAGCCAUGACAGAGGGAGAUGGACCUGAGAGACGACGUUCCAUACCAGAGGAAGCUGCUGGAAAAUCAUUUGACUUGGUCUCACAAAUCAGGAAGAGGAAUGAGGCCUAGUGUGAGGAAGAAAGAUCUUUGGUGGUGGGAACAGAUUCUUCGUCAGGGAUUAUAAAGUUGAAAAGGUUUUGGAGAACAUUCAAGCCUUAUGACUGCAACGGUCUGAUUGUACCAUCAGAAUAUUAUAAUCACAAGCCAUAUACUUACUUUUCUAACCGAAAAGCUAUCGGCAGACCAAAUUAAAUUGUUCCUAUACAUCCAGUUGUAGUUUUCCCACCACAGUCUUAGAAGAAGAUUUGACUGUACUGCCUUUUGUAAAUAUAGAUAAGGAUAGUAUUUUUAUGAUUCUAGUUAGGCUUUUGUUUAGGAAUGCCUCAAGGCAAACAAUGAGAUUUAUGAAGUGGAAAUGGAAUCUCUUGAGAUUUACCGAGAUUGUUGACUUGUUUCAAGAAUUGGAGUAUAAUUCAAGACUUGCUAAUUGAUAUGUAUAUAUGAGACAAGGGCAACUUUGUUUCAAGGAUGAAGUAUGCCAAGCUCCUUUUAGCGACAUUUUGAAAAUUUGCCGUUUAAAAUAACAAGUUUUUCUUCAAAGGGACCUAUAGACUGGCCCUUUCUGUGCAGACGACAUCUAGUCUAUGUUUUAUGUUAGGUAUUGUAACUGCACUUAUAGGUAUAAGUUUAUAAAAUGUACUAAUUAGCUAUAGUUACUAAACACAAAUGUUUUUAUAUUAAAAAUGUUUAUAAUUAAUAAAAAAAUAAUCGAAAUAU
Spodoptera frugiperda (fall armyworm) is the source of this 2745-nucleotide messenger RNA. Its product is annotated as nose resistant to fluoxetine protein 6. The transcript is spliced from 13 exons. Gene Ontology annotation, molecular function: acyltransferase activity, transferring groups other than amino-acyl groups. NCBI's taxonomy places the organism in Eukaryota, Metazoa, Arthropoda, Insecta, Lepidoptera, Noctuidae. The coding region runs from base 103 to 2037 and encodes 644 amino acids. The record is from RefSeq and is a predicted model, not a curated record.